This is a messenger RNA of Thamnophis sirtalis, 2436 nucleotides long. NCBI's taxonomy places the organism in Eukaryota, Metazoa, Chordata, Lepidosauria, Squamata, Natricidae. The record is from RefSeq and is a predicted model, not a curated record.
AUGGAGCCAGAUAUAAAUACUAUCAAUGACAGAGUGCCACUAAGGGUGAUAUAUAACAUCAACAGAAAGGUGUACAACGAAGAAGAAUUUGAACACGAGCAUGACCAAAACAUGUAUUCCCAGUUCAACAAGGAAACUGAAAGCCCUAAACUUGGACGAAAGAUCCAAUGCAGAUUCUCAUGUGCGCGGUUCAGGAAAUUCAUACUCAAGAUGUUUCCUAUUUUAAACUGGCUUUAUACUUAUCGCAUUACUGAAUGGAUUCUAGGAGACUUACAUGCUGGCAUAAAUGUAGGGAUGGUGCAGGUUUUCCAAGUAUAUGUUAUAUUUGGAACCUCGCGACAUGUCUCUAUUGGUUCUUUCAGCAUUCUGAAUGCAAUGGCAGCAAAUUUUCAGAAUAGUCUUAAUUUUAGUAUACAGUUACCAAUUAAUGGCACCUUGGCCAAUGUUUCUGAUGAAAAUUUUAUGCGGAAUUAUAUGGAAGCAGUAACUCACACUGCAUCUACUACAUUUUUAGUUGGGAUUAUUCAGAUACUUUUGGCCAUAUUUGGCUUGGGAUUUGUUACAACAUAUGUCUCAGAGAGUCUCAUGAAUGCUUACCUUACAGCAGCAGCAUUACAUGUGAUUAUAUCGCAGUUCUCUUUCAUCUUUGGAAUUGUAAUUGAUUUUCAUUCAGGCCCAUUGUCAUUUUUUUAUAAUUUGGUAUACUACUGCAUGGGCCUCCCUAAAGCAAAUUCUACUAGUAUCCUGCUGUUUUUGCUUUCUUUACUAUUGCUGAGGGUCAGCAAGUGCAUUAAAAUAACUUAUAAACACUAUCCUAUUGAGUUUCCAAUGGAGCUUGUUUUGAUUAUUGUUUUUACAAUGCUUUCUACCCAAACCCAUCUACAUUCCGAAUCUAGUCAGGGAGUUUUUACAAUGACUCCCCACAAGUUUCUGCAUCCUACACUACCUGUCUUCUCAAAACUGGACAAAAUUAUAUUACAUGCUUUAUCUCUGGCAAUAGUAAGCUACUUCCUUCUCAUUUUUGUGGGAAAGAAGUAUGCAAGUAUUCACAACUAUCACAUCCGACACACUCAGGAUUUAAUAGCAAUUGGCCUAUGCAAUGUCUUCAGUUCAUUUUUUAAGAGUUUUUCUGUCAGCUGUGCAAUUUCUACAACUGUUAUUCAGGAGAAGACUGGUGGAAAAACACAGCUUGCAGCUCUGAUUGGAAUUGCCUUAAUGCUGGUGACAGGAUUAAAAUUGGGGUAUUACUUCCAGUCCCUUCCAAAUGCUGUUUUGGCUGCCAUCGUACUCGUCAACAUGUUCCCAUUUCUUGAAAAAUUUAUGGAUGUCCCUUACCUGUGGAAACAAGAUAAAUAUGAUUUUGGAAUUUGGAUUGUGACCUUUCUAGUUGUCCUCUGCCUUGGUCUGGAUAUUGGCUUAGGAAUUUCUUUGGGAUUUGCCUUUUUUAUAAUAAGUGUCAGAUCGCACAGAAUGAAGAUGAUGAUAUUGGGUCAGAUUCCAAACACCAAUAUUUAUCGCCGUUUCUCUGACUACAGUGAGGCCAUAGAAAUUCAGGGUGUGAAAAUAUUCCAGUGCUGUGCUUCUAUCUCAUUUGCAAACAUGAAACAUUUCAAAAAGUACAUUUUGAAAAAGAUGGAUAUGAAGGCAGUGCCUCUGGAUGAAAAUGAGAUGCGAGCCUUGAUCUCAGUCAGCAUGUCCAGUGUUAAAGGACAGAGCAAAGACUUAAACUGUGCCUGUGUUUGUGACCCACCUGAGCUGAUACCCAGGGUACCCUAUAGAGAGAAACUUCAAAAGCGAGUUCCUAUUGCUAAUGAAUCAUUCUCUGCUUCUUCUUUGGCCUUGGUACGUUGGACAAGAAGCCCUUCUGAUAUACAAUACGUCCAAUCUCCAGCAAGAGAAAGUCCGUAUAGCUAUGCAAAGAGGAAAGAGGAUCUGAAUAACAUGUGGUUUUCAUCAGACCCUCGUUUAACAAGGUCUACAACACAGUUGUAUACACUUGACUCAGAGUAUGCAAGGCAUAGGAUUCACACUAUUGUUUUAGACUUUAGCAUGGUGCACUUUGUUGAUUUACAAGCUUCUUGUUUAUUACGGGAGCUCUGUCAUGUCUUUCAGAACAUUGGAAUCACAAUCCUGAUAGCUGCCUGUCAUCCCACUGUGAUAAAAACUUUUGAAAAUAAUGAUUUCUUUGACCAAUGUGUUACUAAAGCCCGGUUCUUUCCUACUCUGCAUGAUGCAAUACUCUUCGCUGUGGAGCCAAACCUCUUGGAAGAGAUGGUUCCAAUGGAAACCCAAAAUGAAGCUCCUGAGGAUGUGAUGGCAGGAAUGAAUUUAGAUGAUGAAAAGAUUAAAUAUGUCAACAAUGAUUAUUACAGUGCUUAUCCUCUUAUAGUGCUUAUCCUGCUGCCAGUCCAGUAUGACACUCAGUUGUGUUUCUAG